AUGUACAGGCGCAUUCUUCUCACAGCAAGCACGGCAUUCGUGUGCUGGUCUAUUUUCUAUGUCAUCGUUCUGGAGCCUUUGUUCGACUGGGCGGAAGAGGAGUGGGAUUCCAUGUCCGACAAGGAGAAGCAGGAACUGGCUGAAGAAGCCGGCAAUGGUUCCGACUCGAUACUGUUCUUGCCCAUGCCGUUCACCAUAAGCGAGGUUAGCCAACCACCAUAUCGAAACAGUGACCCGGAGUGGCAAGAGUUUGUUACCUUCAGCCGAAGAAAGGAUGGGGGCGAGGAUAUUAAACGCAAGCUGGCCGACCUCAUGUGCAAAGCGAUCGAGAGCAGUGAUCAGUACAUUCGACUACUCGGCGGCAAAGAUAUCCACGUAUCUCAAUACUGGCUCGAUACAAUAUUUCCCGCCCAACCGCCACCUAAACACUACGUAGCGGGAAUCAGCAUCGAAGACGACGGAAUUUACUGGGCGCACCGCCCUAUCGAUACGCUCGCAGCGAAGCAUUUAUAUCUCGCCAUCUACCCCGCGGCGGUGGCCAAGGCGGCAUUGAGUUUUGUCAGCGCUUAUGGCAAAGGCAUCGCCUCCGACAUGGCCAUAUUCCUGGGCAUCGCCGAGCCGCCGGCAAAACAACGUUCGACGUGGGAGCCGACCAUGGUGCAGCGCGUGCAGCUGGAGACCGUCGGCCCCAGCGCCAACCGAGAGCUGCAGGAUUUGAAAAAGAAUCACCAGUCAGUCGUGUCCAUCGGGACUGAGACCUCCACCACUCUGCAGCGAGCCACGUCGGCGGCGUUGGUGACAUUGGCGAAGAGCUGGAAGCCCGCGCGGCGGGGCCCCGGCCCCGGCUGUAUCAGGGUGGAUGGCUUGAUUCAGGUAGCAGGAAAGAAGGCUUACAUGGCUGUUUACGUUGUCGCUUGGUUCGACCCGAAGCAGAACAAGUUUGUUGACAUUCAAUCACAGCUGAAGCACCUUGUGCCGUUCAACCAGUACCCGGCGAAUUGA
Messenger RNA from Beauveria bassiana ARSEF 2860, 1002 nucleotides. RefSeq lists its product as uncharacterized. The record is from RefSeq and is a predicted model, not a curated record. The coding region runs from base 1 to 1002 and encodes 333 amino acids. The transcript is spliced from 3 exons. NCBI's taxonomy places the organism in Eukaryota, Fungi, Ascomycota, Sordariomycetes, Hypocreales, Cordycipitaceae.